AUGAAUGAAGAUUUUCAUUACGAAUAUGUUGUCGAUGAUAAUGAUUAUAAUGACAAUGAUUACGAUGAGGCUUUUAAGUGUAUGGAUUUGGAUGGUUCUUCAUUGAAUAAUUAUAAAAAUGAUAAAAAUGAAAAAAGUUUAUUGAGUAAAGGAUACGAAUCGUUUAUUAUAAUAAAAAAUUAUUUAAAAGAACAACGGAUUAUCGAUAAAACGAUGGAAGCGUUUAAAAAAUCAAAAUGCAUGUAA
Pediculus humanus corporis (human body louse) is the source of this 246-nucleotide messenger RNA. RefSeq lists its product as uncharacterized. Bases 1 to 246 code for a protein of 81 amino acids. The transcript is spliced from 2 exons. NCBI's taxonomy places the organism in Eukaryota, Metazoa, Arthropoda, Insecta, Psocodea, Pediculidae. The record is from RefSeq and is a predicted model, not a curated record.